AUGUACAACUUCGAAGACCGUCCGAUUGCUAUCAUCAGUAUUGCCGCCCUCGUGGGAACUCCAAUAGGCGGGGCUCUCAUAGCUGCGGAGGGAGGGCAUUAUUUACACGUUCAGAUAUUUUGUGGUGUACUGAUGGCGGCCGGUUCGUGCAUAUUCGUAGCGGCUAGGGCUAGUCUGCAGGGUCUGAAUAUCAAGAAGAAAGUCUGA
Molecule: messenger RNA, 207 nt
Organism: Letharia columbiana
Lineage: Eukaryota; Fungi; Ascomycota; Lecanoromycetes; Lecanorales; Parmeliaceae
Exons: 2
Coding region: 1-207 (68 amino acids)
Source: RefSeq, a predicted model, not a curated record